Molecule: messenger RNA, 7519 nt
Organism: Leptopilina boulardi
Lineage: Eukaryota; Metazoa; Arthropoda; Insecta; Hymenoptera; Figitidae
Gene: fz2
Product: frizzled-2-like
Exons: 2
Coding region: 757-2967 (736 amino acids)
Biological process (GO): non-canonical Wnt signaling pathway; canonical Wnt signaling pathway
Cellular component (GO): plasma membrane
Molecular function (GO): Wnt-protein binding; Wnt receptor activity
Source: RefSeq, a predicted model, not a curated record
CACUGGCAACCCACCGAUCAGCCACGGCUCAAGGAUUUCAAAAGUCAAGCCUAACUGUUUUUUUUUUUUUUUUUUUAAUAAUUAAUAACAAUACAAUUAACACGAAAACUUAUCCCAUUCACUGAUUAAAAAUAGAUUUAAAGAAAAUAGGAUUCUUAUUUUUAAAUUUAGUUGAGACUAAAUUUAACUAAAACAAAAACAAUUUAAAUUUAACAAGAAAAUUUAGCAUUAAAAAAACUAUUAAAAAAAAGUAUACUGUUAAAAAGUAAAACACAAUUCUUAUAAGUUCAAAAAUUUAAGAAUACAAUUAUAAAAAAAUUUGUUUUCUUUCUCGAAGGGAGAAAAAGGUACCUCAGCUGAUAAAUGUAUCUCUCGAGGUGAAGUUCAAGGAAAUGAGAUAUAUGUACAAGUGUUCAUAAAUCAGUGAGAUAAAGUGAAUAAUUGUGUUUAUAUUUAAAGAUUUUGUAAACACAAUGAACCCUAUUUCCGGAAGGUUGUGUAAUAAUUAAAUGAAAAGAAAAAUUUAAUAGGGAAUUUUUUUUUUCUUGUGCGUAUGGGUGUGUGUGUAUAUGUGGAUUUUGAUUAGUGUAUUGUUGGAUUGUUAUCAAGGAGAAAUCGAUUAUCAUUUUGAAGCAGGAAGAUAUCAAGCAUUCCAUAGACGAGUACAAGGUUGUGCGAGGAUUAUCUGUGCAAUCUAAUCAACAAUCAGGCAGGCGUGAUGCGACAGCCGAGAGCUUAAAGGGAGAAUCUUCCAAAAUGGGACACAGUCGACGAAUGAAAGGACCCCUGCUUUUACCUAGGACCAUGGCAGACUUAUCUUUUUUAUUGGUAAUCUUACUGUUGCCAAUCACUCGAUCGGAAUCAGCUGUGGGUCCCGUGAACAAUGAAUUGGAUCUUGUUCCCGGUGUGAUAUCACCCCAGUCUUCCUCGUCAUCGUCCGCAUCAUCAUCGUCACAAUCAUCAUCAUCAUCAUCAUCAUCGUCACAAUCGUCAUCGUCAAUUGUUGGAAUAAUACCGGGAAAUGGAGGAAAUCCAGGAAAUUUAGGUUCAUCCAUAGGCGGAGGAGGAUCUGGUCAUUCAAUGAUUGGAAAUCAUCCUGGAAGUGGAUCAAAUCAUGGACUCGGUAGAUGUGAAGAAAUCACAAUUCCCAUGUGUAGAGGAAUUGGCUAUAAUUAUACAGCGAUGCCAAAUGAAUUGAAUCACGAUACACAAGAGGAGGCUGGUCUUGAGGUUCAUCAAUUUUGGCCACUCGUUGAAAUUAAAUGUUCGCCGGAUUUGAAAUUUUUCCUAUGCUCAAUGUAUACACCAAUUUGUCUACCCGAGUACAAUAAACCAUUGCCAGCGUGUCGUAGUGUUUGUGAACGUGCAAGAACUGGUUGUGCGCCACUAAUGCAACAAUAUGGAUUCUCCUGGCCAGAGAGAAUGGCUUGUGAAAGAUUACCAAUGCAAGGCGAUCCUGAUAAUCUCUGUAUGGAUCAGGAUAAUCGUACGAGUACAUCGGAACAAGGUGGCGGAGCUAAUCAACCAUCAAUAGCACCGGCGGCACCACCAAGACCAACGAGACCAUCAAAAACGUCGCAAUUGCCAAAAUGUAAACCGGGAAAAAAUCAAAAAAACUGUCAAGUCCCCCUGGAGGAAAAGGUAAGAGAGUGCGCGUGCCGAUGCAGAGCACCACUCGUUUACAAUCCCCUGGGGGCAGCGGGAGCAAGUCCUGCGUUCCAUGGGACAGGAGCAGCCACCGCCGCCAAAAUACCCUGGUCGGGUCUGGUACCCGUUCACAAUCAAGACAUUGUAGGAAUUCCAGAUUGUUACAUUCCAUGUCACGGGGCAUUUCUCACAACGGAGGAAAGGGGAUUCGCGGCCGUUUGGCUAGCUGUGUGGAGCGGCCUUUGCGCGGCAAGCACCCUCACCACCAUAACCACAUUUCUGAUUGACACACAUCGUUUCAAAUAUCCAGAGAGGCCAAUUGUCUUUUUGUCGGCUUGCUAUUUUAUAGUGUCACUGGGCUAUCUCACCAGGAGUUAUCUAGGUCAUGAGGAAAUUGCCUGCCAUGGAUCCGUAUUAAGAUCGGGUGCUCAAGGACCAGGAAUGUGUGUCACGGUCUUUUUAAUGAUAUACUUCUUUGGAAUGGCUUCGUCAGUUUGGUGGGUUAUUCUUGCUUUUACAUGGUUCCUGGCAGCGGGACUCAAAUGGGGAAAUGAGGCAAUUGCCUCAUAUUCACAGUACUUCCAUUUGGCGGCAUGGCUUGCGCCCACUGCUCAAACUGUUUGGGCACUAUUGGCCGGUGGUGUUGCUGGUGAUCCAAUUGCUGGUGUGUGUACAGUUGCUCCCGAAGGUGUGACAACUUUUAUACUGGCUCCACUUCUAGUCUAUCUUCUCUUGGGAACUAGUUUUCUACUCGCUGGAUUUGUCAGUCUCUUUAGAAUUCGUUCGGUUAUUAAGAGGCAGCCAGGAGCUAAAGCAAAUAAAUUGGAAAAAUUGAUGAUACGAAUUGGUGUAUUCUCAGUGUUGUACACUGUGCCAGCGAGUGCAGUACUCGCUUGUCAUCUCUAUGAAUCAACAAUGAGAAAUGAUUGGCUUGAAUCUUUGGCUUGUCCAUGUCAUCGUCGAACAAGGCCAAUGUACUCUAUUCUUAUGCUCAAGUACUUUAUGGCUCUUGCGGUGGGAAUUACAUCAGGUGUUUGGAUUUGGAGUGGUAAAACAUUGGACUCGUGGCGAAGACGUUGGAGACGAGUAUUUGGCGAUGGUGUUGGUGGUGGUGCUGGUGGAAUCAGUGGUGUUACAGGUGUCAGUGGUCUUGGGAAUGUGUCAGGCGUAAAGGGAAUUGUUGGCCGUUCAUCAGCUCCACAUUAUCCACCACCACCAGGUCCUGGAAGUGCACUUCUACCACCGGGUAGUGUUGCCAGUGCAUCUCAACAUCAUCUUCAUCAUCAUGUCUUUAAGCAACAGCCACUCUCACACGUAUGACGUCACCAGUCGGCGGGAGGGGAUAUGAGCACCGCAGGCUGUGAAUCACAGCAACAAGAAAGACCUUCUGCUUUGAGCAACUACGGGCCCAUUUAGCCCUUCGCGUCGGCCUCACGAAGGCAUACUCCGCACACAGCACCGCACACGCCACAUUCGGCUGCCACCAUUUACUCCAGGAGAUCACUUGCCUCGACAGGACCCCUCACACCUGCUCAUGGACUGGCUCCGUCUUACACUCAGGCUACAGAGGUGUAGGCUUCUGGGUUACAAAAAAACGUCACGAUCACAUUUGGAAUUACUCCUUUAUUAAAAAAAAAAAAAAAAAAAAAAAAGAACUCUGUAAAUACAAAAGAUGUAAGAUUUAUUAUUCUGAUGCUUUCUAUCUCUCUCACUCCAUUUUGGAAUAUGAAUCAACAUUGAUUUUUGGUCUACACUGUUGAAUUUAGUGCCUAAAUUGCUUCACGAAUUUACAGCUAAUGAAAUAAUAAUUCUUACAUCGAAUAAUUUUUCGACAAAUUAUUAGCACACAGCAAUUAGUAGAUUUAGACCCUUAAAUAUAUAUCAAAUGAAAGAGUAUUCCAAUAUAAAAUCGCGACAUGAAAUAUUGACAAAAACGCACACCUCUAUAAAAAAAAAUGAAGUUUGGAAAAGCUCUUCUGUAAGAUUCAUCAGAUAUUGUUCGUGAUGUCUCGAACAUUACUGAAGUGUCUUGUACCCAAUAUACGUAUUGUAAAGCGCGUGAUAAGAAAAAAAAAAAAAAAUACACAUACACGGAACCUCUCAAGAGGCGGGAAUUUCAAAUCGUUAACGAAGAGUCGAUGGAAAUACCGUUCUCUCUGAACCGGAUGACCUUUGCAAGAAUAUAGUCGAAGGCAGACGUGUAUCCCAUAAGAAAUACGAGAGAGAGCUGCUAGACUCGAGAGGUCUCCGUGUCGCGCGUGUGAUUGUGAUUUAGUAUGAGUGAAUGUGUUGUUGUAAUUUUUUGAAUGUAUGUAUGUGGGUGUAUAUGAGCGCGUGAAAAUCCUUCUCUCUCUCUCUCUCUCUCUCUCUCUCUAUUUAGUCUCUCUGCACUCCUUCGGACACCGCGCAGUCCGCUUGUCCGUCUAAUGUGUAUUGUCUUGUCUAUAUGUCACUCUCUCAACAGCGCAGAGUCAGCUGAUAAUUGAAAAUACACGAUUUUUAAAUGACAAUUACCCAGUGUCGUGAAAUUAAUGCCAAUUAAUCUUUUAAAAACGAGAUUUCAACGUUUGUCAAUGUAAAAGAUAAUAUUUUUCAACGGACCAAAAAUAUUAGUAAAAGUAUUGAAAUCUUUACUUUAAUAAUAAUAAUUAGUUAGACGUAAUUUAAAUUAUAUAUUUUAACUUGAAAUUAAAUUUUUUAUAUUUUUUUUUAAAUUGUAGGAGUUGAAUGAAUUUUGACAGGAAGUCUAUUCCCACAGACCACCCAAAAUUCCCUGAAACUUGACAGAACCUCAUAUGGUGAGGUUAGGAAACUUCAGUGGCAAGGUUCAUACAAGUUUGUGUCCUAACCUUGCCGUGUGAGGCUCUGUCAAGUUUCAGGGAAUUUUGAGUGCUGUAUGGGUUGAGAUAAAUUCGGUAAUACAAAAAAAAAAUAGUUUGUGAUAUUUACAAAUUUAUUUCUGUUUUACACAAACUGCUUCACUUCAAUUCCUAACCAACACUAAAUUUUACUUUUAUUUUGUUAUUGUAAAACAUAAAUGUAAACAUCUUAAAGUAAAACAAAAUUGUGAUUAGGAAUUUUUAGGUUAUGUUACGAAGCAGUUUGUGUACAAUCAAAACUGAUUUGCGAAUAGCACAAACUACUUUUUUCCCGUUAAUUUAUCGAAAUUUUCUACAAUAGAAUUCCGUUUUAAAUAAUUUGACUAAAUUGAAAGCUUUAAAUUUUUAUUUAUGGAAAUAAAAACUAUUUCCAGAAAAAGGUUUUUUUUUAAACAACUAUUUUUUUUUAAUUUUUCCUUAAAAAGGGAACUAUUUCCUCAGAUAAAGAAAUUUUAAACUUCUUUUAUGAGCAAAAAAAAUUUGUUCUCAGAGGAAAAUCUUCUUUUUAGUAUAAAAAGAAAUUCAAGUGUUGUUGUUUUUUUUUUUUUUUUGUCUACAGAAGACAAUUUCGUUGGUCAAAUUUUUUUUUUAAAUGAAAUAUUCGAGAAUUUUCGAUUAAACUUCUUUUUUCCAUGAAAGAGUUUUCGAAAAAAGAAGUUUACUUUUCUUAUAAAAAGAAUUUAUGUGAAAAAAAAGUUUAAAACUUUUUUUUUUAACUUUUCUUAAGAAAAAAAAGAUUUAAAAAAAAACAUUAACGAACAAAUAUUCUUAAAAGAAGUUUUCUUUUCGAAAAAGAAUCUUCCAAAAGACAAUGAAAUUAUUUUUCGAAAAUAAAUUAUUUGGCAAAACGUUGAAAUUGUUAAUAUCGUAUAAUUAUUCUCGAAAUAAAAAUAAAGAAUCGAGAUUUUCGCCAAAAAAUCAACUGCCUCAGCGUAAUGAGAAAAUUUCUAUUUAUCUAGUUUUAGCAAUCGAUAUUAUUAAAAAAAAAAAAAAUGCGGAUUAAUAUUUCUCGUCGCGUGCUUUUUUCGAAGACAGAUUUUUCAAAUAGAAUUUAGAUUUUUAGAAAUCUUUGUAGAAAGAAAAAAUGAAAUGAAAAUCUGAAAAAAUAAUUCAUCGAAAGAAGCUCGCGAAAUUGAUCCGCAAUAUUGAAGGAGAGGGUGUAUAGGCUAACUGUAAAGAGGAAAAAAAAAAAAAAAAAAAAAAAACUUGUAAAUAUUUCACCUCUAUAUUGAACAAUGUUCUGUUGUAAAUAAAUAUAUAAUAUAACUUCGAUCAUAAUGUAGAUGGUAGUGUGUACAAAAAAAAAAAAAAAUAAUAAGUGUCCUGCGUAAAUCGUGACAAAAUCGCACGACAAAUUUAUUUGAGAUCUCGAAAAAAAAAAAAAAUCUUAUUAUCACUAGCGGAAGUGAUCCGAAGCGUCCAAAGAGUGUACAGAGAGGAACGCGUCAUUUUUUUAAAAUAUAUAAUAUACAUUUAUAGUCAGUUGAAAUCUUUUUUCUAUUUACAACAUAAAAUGAAUAGUCCUCAAAUAUUAUAUUGACUUGACCCUUACAAAAAAAAAAAACCAGACAUGAUUCACUUAUUAUGAUAUGUCGUUGUACUUUGCUGUAAACAGUUCAUUAUAACGACAAAAGUAUUUAUGUAAAAGGAUUAAACUUGCUUGUCAAAGUUCAUUGUCUGGCUCGUAAAGUUUCUUUCAAUAAAAAAAAAUAAAUCUGACUUAAAAUGUAGGAGAAAUCAAAUCAAUUUUUGUUCUCUAAAAAUAUUUUGUUAUUAUUUUAUUUUAUAUUUCCAUAUGUUUAAUGAUCUGGAUGCGUCUUGAAGUAGAUUCUUAAACAACGCGGUUAAAGAUACAUAAUUAUAUAUUAUAGAUAAAUAUAUAAAAAUAUAUAUAUAUUAUAUAUAUAAAAAUAAAUGUGCGAAACUAGAAGAGUAGUAGGCGCGUUUACGUACUUUUCAAAAUUUUUAAAAAAAUUGAUACGAAAAACAGUAUUUUUGAAUAUAACGCGCCUGUUCUGUUUCGAGGUGCAGUGUACAAUGUACACGGGCGAGAGAAAAUUGUCAAAAGACUCGAACAAAACGAAAACUGCCUCAAGCAAACUUAAAAAAAAAAAAAAAAAAACGUUAUAUAGCCGUCUUGGUACAUUUGAGACGGGUCCCUCUGCCAAAACAGACGUACACAUAUAAAAUUUAAGGUAGCAAAAGAGUAAAAAGAGUUAGUUUCACAUAUCACACGUAAAUAAAAAAAAGAAUGAAAAGAAAAAUAUACAUGAGAGCGACCGGUCAGUGUUACAUUGAAAUUAUUGAUGUAUAGUAAACAAUAACUUGCGACGUCUAACGUAUAAAGUGCAUCGAAUCGUUCUGCGCAUUUAAAAUUAAGGAGUACACGGUAAUAAUAAAUUAAAUUCUAAUGUGAGAAUAUAAUAUAAAUAGCGGAAGGACGCAACUUCGAGAAACGAGGGAAUAGUUUGUAUUCAAAAACUGAUUUUUUUUGUCACGAUUAUUGUCAAUAAAAUAAAAAAAAAAAAUUGAAGACUACCCAAAAGUAUUUCUAAAUUUUAUAAUUUUACUCUUUCUCUAUAUCGCUCUUGUAUAAUUAUUAAAAAUCUCUUAGAUAUAUUAUGAUAUUCAUUUUCUUGCCUAUAUAAGUGUCUAGUUGUUUGUGCUUUUCACUUUUUUUUUUCAAUUAAUAAUCUAAGUAAUAAUAAUUGCAUGUUUCUCUUUUGCUGAAGCUUUCCCUCGUCUCGCUUUUACGUUUUUUCGCGAGGUUGAUCGAUGGUCUCAAAAGACUGCCUGGUGUUCCGAAGUCGCAGUCGUCUUUUUGUAAUAAUAAUAAUAAUAAUAAUAAUAUUAAUAAUAAUAAUAUUAAUAAAAAUAAUAAUAAUAAUAAUUUAUGUUGCCAUAGCCUUACAAGUAAUUGUUCGUCGACCACGUUCGAGAAUCAAAAUUGUAUACGAUUUUUAAUACACUUUAUUAUUAUUAUUUAUCUUCAA